AUGGCGACUGCCGAGAAGACCCAGGAGCAGCAGAAGCAGUUCAAGGUGCCCGAUGAGUACGAAUCAGGCGAAGACUAUGACAGUGCCGAUGACAUUGAGUACUCCGAAGACGAGGCCGACGACCAGCCAGCCCCGAAGAACCAGCAGCUCCAGCGCCGACGGCCAAAGCAGCAGCCCCAAAAGCAGCUGGAUGAGUAUUCCGACGACGACGACGACUAUGAAUCUGAGGAAUACGAUGACGACUACUCCGAUGACGACCUGAUGCAGGGCAAGUCCAUGCAGCCCUAUUCGCAGGGCACCACCAAUAUGGCCCCGACGGGCGGCAUGAACGUCAUCAACGAGGAGAAGAAGAGCCUCCUCGACGAGGAAGGCAUGAAGCUGAAGCUGGAAUUGAAUUUAGAGAUUGAAGUGGAACUCAAGGCUCGCAUCCACGGCGACUUGACUCUGGCUCUGAUGUAA
Messenger RNA from Penicillium canariense, 459 nucleotides. RefSeq lists its product as uncharacterized. Lineage: Eukaryota; Fungi; Ascomycota; Eurotiomycetes; Eurotiales; Aspergillaceae. Bases 1 to 459 code for a protein of 152 amino acids. The transcript has a single exon. The record is from RefSeq and is a predicted model, not a curated record.